Messenger RNA from Solanum tuberosum (potato), 2547 nucleotides. Its product is annotated as TOM1-like protein 2. The transcript has 9 exons. NCBI's taxonomy places the organism in Eukaryota, Viridiplantae, Streptophyta, Magnoliopsida, Solanales, Solanaceae. The record is from RefSeq and is a predicted model, not a curated record. Gene Ontology annotation, molecular function: phosphatidylinositol binding; ubiquitin binding. Gene Ontology annotation, biological process: protein transport to vacuole involved in ubiquitin-dependent protein catabolic process via the multivesicular body sorting pathway. Bases 1 to 2163 code for a protein of 720 amino acids.
AUGGAAUUUUGGAUUUUUUAUAUUUGGUUAGACCGAACCCCAUCAUUGGGUGCAACUUCUUCUUCGUCUUCAUCAUCUUCAUCAGCUGCUGUUCGUGUUGAGAAGGCAACGAGCGAGUUCUUGAUCGGUCCUGAUUGGACUAUGAAUAUUGAUAUUUGUGAUACAAUCAAUUCUAACCAAUGGUUGGCAAAAGAUGUUGUCAAAGCUGUGAAAAAGAGGUUGCAGCACAAGAACCCCAAAGUUCAGCUACUUGCUUUAACACUUAUGGAGACAAUGGUGAAGAACUGUGGUGAUAAUGUGCACUUUCAAAUUACUGAAAGAACCAUAUUGCAAGACAUGGUCAAAAUUGUAAAGAAGAAGACUGAUAUGCAUGUGAGAGAUAAAGUGCUAGUACUACUGGACUCUUGGCAAGAGGCAUUUGGUGGCCCUGGAGGAAAGUAUCCCCAGUAUUAUUGGGCUUAUGAAGAAUUGAGGCGUGCUGGUGUUGAAUUUCCCAAGCGUUCAUUUGAUACAGCUCCUAUCUUUACUCCUCCUGUUACUCAUCCUGCACCAAGACAAGCGCAACCUGGUUAUGGAAUGCCAAGCAAUUCAUCAACAAGACUUGACGAGGCAAUGGCAGCAGAGGUGGGAAACUUAAGCUUGUCCAGCAUAAAUUCUAUGAGGGAUGUUGCUGAUCUGUUGGCUGAUAUGCUUCAAGCUGUGACCCCAGGCGAUCGUUUGGCUGUAAAGGACGAAGUUAUAGUUGAUCUUGUUGACCGGUGUCGCUCUAACCAGAAGAAGUUGAUGCAAAUGUUAACAACAACGGGGGAUGAAGAACUUCUUGCCCAGGGUCUUGAAUUGAAUGAUAACCUCCAAACUGUACUGGCUAAACAUGAUGCAAUAGCUUCUGGUUCUCCACUCCCAACUCAAGUCUCAAAUGACAACUUCUCUGCAAGAGGAAUGCAUGAUCCAAGCCUUAAACCUGUUGAAGUUAAACCAGCCAGUCCAACAGCAGAUGUCAAACCUUCUGCACCAGUUCUUGUAGCAACCGCAGGUCAAAUUGAUGAAGAGGAAGAUGAGGAAGACGACUUUGCCCAACUAGCUCGAAGACAUUCAAAAACAAGUCCAGCAGCCCAAACAAGUGAAGGAGUGGUCUCUGCCAAUACUAGCAAUUCUAUGGGAGAACCAUUGGAUCCUGUCGCAAGCAAUGCAUUAAUUCUUCGUGACCCACCUGCAACAUCCACGAAAGAACAAGACAUAAUUGACCUCUUGAGCCUCACCUUGUCAUCAAGUGUAUAUCCCGAAACAUCACAAAAUUCUGCUUCAGCUACUCAAAAUAAUCAGGAGCCGCUUGCCUCAACCACACAUGGGAAUCCAUACGCAUCUCAAGCUUAUAUUGGGUAUCAAGAUCAGAGCUUUAACAGUUAUGUAGCUCCUUGGGCUCAGCCCCAACCCCAACCCCAGCAUCAGUUACCACCCCAGUUUCAUCCUCAAUAUCAACACCAAGGCCAACCUCAGUUUCAUCCUCAAUUUCAACACCCAACCCAAGCCCAGUUCCAGCCCCAACCUCAGCCUCAUCCACACCAACAACCUCAAUCACAACUUCAUCAUCAAUCCCGACCCCAACCAUCCACUCAGCCUCAACCGCAGCAACCCCAAGAAUCUUCAUUACAAUCUCAGCAUACAUCACAACAGCUUCCACAAUCUCCUUUGCAACCUGAACUGAACCAACAACCUAGAACUCAGCAAGAACUUCAUCCUCAGUCUCAACUGUUAUCACCACGUGCUCAGACUCAGUUCCCACAGUACUCUGCUUAUCCACCUCCACCUUGGGCAGCAACUCCCGGAUAUCUGAGCAAUCCAAGUCCUUCGUCCAGACCAACCUACAUGUACUCAACUCCACAAGCAACCACAAAUACACCUGUGUCUUUGCAAGGCGCUAGACCCAUACAGAAUAUUAACUCGUUCCCCAAUAUGGGAAGCAAUGGUUUAGCUAUUAAUGGUGACACUCAAGUUCAUCCCAACCCCAAGACAACAACUCCCGCUUCUGGUCAAAAAACCUUCAUUCCAUCUUAUAGGCUGUUUGAAGAUCUUAAUGUUUUUGGCAACGGGGAUCAAAGACACAACUCAUCUUCUGGUUUAUCAGGAACUAACAGCCAGAGUAUGGUUGGUGGACGAAAAUGAGAAGCAUUUGUGGCACAUCUUCUAUACCAUGCUGUCAAUAUGAUGUACAUGAUUGGACCGUCCCCUACCCCUUCUACCCUCACUUGAUUUGGUUUUUUGGAGUUUGCAGGCAGAAUAGUGUUAUAAGAUUGAUUUAAUUCUGGCUGUUGGCUGUUACAUUAUCCGUGUUUAUGUUAUGCCACAGUUAAAUAAUCUCUUAGGGUGAUGAGGUUUGAAAUCUGUUACUGAAGUAACCAUUGAGUUGAUUUAUUUUUCCUCCCUUCUUUGUUAUGGGAUUAGGUUUAUGUCUCUAUACUGGCAGUGAAUAACUUGAAUUGGUGAUAUUGCCAUUUGUUGUAAGAUUAUUCUUCGUCACAAUAAGGAUUUGAUUAUCUUUAAAACUUA